GCAUGUUAUAAUAAAGUGGUUCUAAAUACCAAUAACUCCUUUCAGCUUCUCAUUCUUCUCCUUAUCGCCUUAUCAUUCUUGCUUCUUAAUUGUUUGUCACCUCACUCUUCCUUCUCUCCUUCUUCCUCUUCCUUCUUCCUCUUCUUGAGAUGCUUUCAAGAACUAGAAGCAUCUUUCACAUUGAAGAAGGGGAAGGGGAUUAUGAUUUCAGUAAUGGAGAUUUUGCAGUAGACACAGAUGGACUUGUUGGGCUUCAGAUCCUUAUAAAACAUGGUGGAAUUGAUUCCAAAGUCUUGAUCAAGUCACCAAUGAAGAAGAAUAAACCAGAACUUAAGCAUUUAUCUGCUGAGUUUCUUGAGUCCUGCUACUCAUGCAGUAAUGAGCUGAGCCUUCAAAAGGAGGUUGACAUGUAUAGGGGUGAUCAAGGAUUUUGUAGUGUGGAGUGUCGGUAUAAGCAAAUUUUGCAAGAUGAGAGAGAAGAAGCUGGUUCAACGAGAAGGCUCAGAUUCAUGAGGGUGCCUAAUCAUCAACCAAACAGAUCCAAAAUUCAAGUAUCUAACAACGAGAGAUAUAAGAUCACUGUUGCUGCGUGAAUAAGCUUAAUACUUUGGUUUUUUUCCUUUUAACCUUUUGUGCGAGGCUUGCAGUAAUAUAAUACAGCCUAAGCUUUAACUGAAGAAUGGUAGUAUGAAGGCUUAAAAUUACAUGGAUAUAUUCCUUUUUUUUUUCUUAUUUAAAUUUUUAUAAUAAAAUAGGAGACUUUAUAAACUAGUCAAUUGACCCAAAUCAAUUGCCUUUCACUAAAGCUCAAAAAGGAUUUGUAACUUUGUGUGAAGAGUUGUUCUUCUUCCCCCCCACACACACAUAUAUAUAUGAUGAACCUACAUGUGUACCUCUAAUUUUGUUUGAUGGUUUGUAAUAUAUGUGCCACAACGAAUCAUUAUUGACCAUCUUUGAUGGAUUUGGUUUCUUUGUUCUUCGGAAGAAGAAAGUUUUGAAUUA
Messenger RNA from Dendrobium catenatum, 1002 nucleotides. Its product is annotated as FCS-Like Zinc finger 17. The transcript is spliced from 2 exons. The record is from RefSeq and is a predicted model, not a curated record. Bases 150 to 593 code for a protein of 147 amino acids. Lineage: Eukaryota; Viridiplantae; Streptophyta; Magnoliopsida; Asparagales; Orchidaceae.